CCACCCCUAACUCCACUCGUAAAAGCUUGAAAAUUACUACGUAUUACUACCAUCCUAUCUGUUGACGGCGGGUAGUCGCCGAUUGCCGUUGAACUGUUGAAGGGAAGCAGAGACGCCGGAAUGGCGUCACAACACGGCAUCAAACUGGCCGUUCAUCUCGUCUCCUCCUUACUCGGCGAUCACAACGCUAAAGUAUGUGAGUGCCUGUUGAGAAGAGGAACCCUAACAUUACCGCAGAUUAUACAGUUCACAGAGCUUAGCGCAGAUAAUGUAAGGAAGUGUCUGCUCGUGUUAAUUCAUCAUAACUGUGUUCAAGCCUUUGCCAUUAAACAAGAUGGUGCAUUUGGGACUGAACCAAAAAUUGUAACCAAUUACAUGGCAUUAUUUGAUAAUAUAAUCCAUAGGAUGAGGUUUCCUAAGUUUCUAGAGAUUGUGUCCCAGGAGCUUGAUAAAAAAUGUGGAGAGAUGUUUGAAGGGUUGCUUCAGCAUGGCAGGCUUUCUUUCAGCCAAAUACUUGAUAGGCACAAGGAAACGGCAAAACAAGAAGUUUCUGGUGAAGAUGAUGUGUUGGAUAGAUUCCAACGCCUUGCUCAAGCUCGAUUUGUAGAACGCUGUCCAGACCCACUACCAUUUCUUGAUCCGCAUUCUAAAGAUAAAGAUGAAUCCGCAGCAAAGAAAAAAGCCAAAAAAGCUAGCAAGCUUGCUGAAAAGAGUAUAGAGACCCAGGCUUUAGAAGAAGCAGCUCCCAUGGAAUCAUUAAGGUUUUCAGUUGAAAUGGACUCCUGGAACGAUGUUCCUGGCUGCAGCAAAAACACCAAAGAGGGAAAAAGUGUGGCAGCUGGAGGGAAGCGCAAGAAAGAUGAGAGUGAGUUGUCGGUGAAAGAUGAAAAGAAAGUGCUUUGGCGUGUUAAUUGUGAAGAGUUUGUGCGCCGCUUAAGGCAUAAGGCUUGCGUCGCAAAUGUGAAAGCACGAAUUAAUGAUGAAGCUGCAAUUGUUCUUGAUGCCAUCCUGGAACUGAGUAGAAGCUCUGGAACCCAAGUAAAAGCUGAUAAUUCAGCAUCACUGUCUAUAAAUUCAAUUUAUGAUGCUGUGAUAACUAAAGAAGCUGGUCUUGGUAUGGAUUUGGAACGCAUUAGAGGCUCACUGGUCCAACUGGGUUGUGAAGUUCCUCUGAUCCCGAUUGAUGAGUCAUAUAGUAUUGAUCUAAAGAAUAUAAUUGAAGUGGCAAGGACUGAAGAGGUGGAGCCCAUUGUGUUGAAACGAUAUGGAAGGGAGGCCUUUAGGAUGUUCAGGCUAGUCUCAAAAACUGGCAGACUCAUGUUAACUGAAGAGAUUUCAGAUGCCACGUUUGUUGAAAAGAAAGAUGCACUCAGGAUUCUUCUUGGACUUUGGCAGGAUGACUACUUGGAGAUGAAGAAAAUAAUUGUGCGCGGAAAUAAUCAAACAGAACAAAUGUUGUGGAGUGUUAGUAAACAGCUUCUUUGGAAGCGUGUUCUGGAUGAAAUGUACCAUGCUGCAUUGAAUCUGAGACUGCGAAUCACACACGAACAAGAGCAAGUCAAAAAGCUUGUAGGGGAGCUGGGCAGAGGAGACGGAAGAUCUGCAAAUGUUAGGCUUCUACUAGAGUCUGCCUUUAUGAACCUUGAUGAUGCUAUCAUGCUCUUCCAUGACUUUUAGGUGUACACAUUUUUAGUAAUUUAUAAAAACAAAUGGCGAACAAUGAUUAUGAAGCUUGGCAUCAUAGGUUGCCGUAGGCCCGUAGCGUGCGUGUGUUACACAUUGAGAUGAAUAAUAACAAUAUUAUAAUGGUUAAAAGGUCAAUAGGUCCAUGUACCGGUUCAAAAUUCUUAAUUUGACCCAUGGAAAUGUUCAAAUCUCACAUAUUGUAGUAACGCUCCAGUCACAGCCACGUCACCGUUAUGUUGCUAGCGAUGCAUCUUCCGUGGUAAUUUAAGGGAUCAAAUAAGCCCCUGAACCUGACCGAGUUGUUCAAUUCACCUCUCAACCAUUAAAAAAUGUCAGAAAUGCCAAUAGUACAUGGUCUAUUUGACCUUUUAGCCUAUUGUUGUUGUUGUUGUUGUUGUUGUUAUUGUUGUGAUUAUAAUUCUUUUAUAUUCAUUCUACU
Cuscuta epithymum is the source of this 2125-nucleotide messenger RNA. Lineage: Eukaryota; Viridiplantae; Streptophyta; Magnoliopsida; Solanales; Convolvulaceae. The record is from the annotation of a GenBank genome assembly.